Messenger RNA from Exophiala bonariae, 1776 nucleotides. RefSeq lists its product as uncharacterized. The coding region runs from base 1 to 1776 and encodes 591 amino acids. The record is from RefSeq and is a predicted model, not a curated record. Lineage: Eukaryota; Fungi; Ascomycota; Eurotiomycetes; Chaetothyriales; Herpotrichiellaceae. The transcript has a single exon.
AUGCCAUUUCUCAAAGCAUCAGAGCCCGAGGAAGUUCGAGUAGAUAGGACGACACUACUUCGCUUCAGUGGUGCUCGAGCUGAUCCCUACACUCGCUUUGUAGCAUCCCUCAUUUUCCACGACAUCAAACUUUCAGUCAAAGGGCAGCGUAAUAUCAAUCAUGCAUUUACAAACCUACCAGUCUACGACUCGAUAGCCCCAGAUCGAAGAUUGGCAUUUGGGUGGGGCGAGGACAACGUGAUUCGAGAUAAAGUGAUCCAAGAAGGUCUUUCAUAUGAUCAUCUCGCCAUACUCACCGCACUGGGGGAAAACUUCCAUGAGGUAUACGGUGCGAAAGUCCUUCAAGCACUGACUUCCUCAAUCGCUGGCCCUAAAGAUAUGAAGCCGCAUUUCUCACAAUGGAGAGCUGCCAUGCACGCUUGCAACGGGCUAUUGGCAACCACAGAUUUUGGAAUUUUAGUGGAAGAGUACGUCCGUUUAGAUCCAUACAGAGUCAUGCUUGUCAAUGAUAUCGAGUCGAUCUUUCCACCAGCAACAAUCGCGGAAGCAUUGCAAGCACUGAUUCGUGUUAGUGCAAAUCAUGAAAAGCAAGUCACAUUCAUAGGUAGCGCUGUGAUUUCCUGGUUUGGAUCUGUGGCGGAAUGGCUCUGCGACCUUCGAGUAGCAGUCUACGAUAGCGCUGGGGCGCUCCUCCAUUCCACCCACAGAGGCCUGGAAGCCCAGGUGGUUUUGGUCUUUGUCGAAGCACCCGGUAUCAAAUUUUCAUUUGAGCCGUGGAAGGAGGACGCAGUUGAUAUUGCAAAGUUGAGUAUAACGGCCCAGGUAUACCCUUCCAAUGUACAUACGACUCCCUUCAGUGGAAGAGUUGCCUGGCAGUCGUUGUUGCCUAGAGUCUUUGGCACGAGCUUCCACUACCUUGACCAUGAAGAGUCCAAGGCUUUUGGAGGGAUGAUCGGUGGUGCUGCGAAGAUGUUCCAAGGUUUGGCAUUAGGCGAAGGACAUGAGAAGCACACUGAACUGGUGUCAACUCAGAACCGCAGCAACACGGCUUCCUACGGCUCUGGUCUGGUCGAGACACUCACAAAUUGGCUUCCCGAAUUGCGUCGUUUUCAAGGACGCAUGGAGCGCGCAUUGAAGCUGAAUCAUGAGGAUGCUUCAAGGGCCUACGUUGAGUACCUGAUCAAAAUCAGAAAGGCAUGUCAUUGUGGGAUUUGCACAUCCAAGGAAGAGGUCGAUAGUGAAAAAGAAGGGCUGCCACCAUCGCAUGGCUACUGCCUUGCCGUCAUCGUUGAAACGAUUAUCUCCUUGGGUCUGGUGCUCUCUAGGAUGACGGUGUCACCGGGAAUUUUCCCAUCCAGAGCAGGUAUUCAGAGUUUCUAUGCAGGUCAAGUCCAAAAGCGCAUGGAAGCACGAGGACUCCACUGGACUGAGCAUUUCAAGCUUGUCUAUGGUAAUGAAUGGAAUGCUCCAGCUGCCCGACGAUUGCAGAAUGCAGCGCAGAUCUUCGCCGGCUCCAGACCAGAGAAGGACUUGCCAGACAACCUCGUUGCUCUAUCGCACGAGGGUAUCUGUGCAUACUUCGUGGCGCUUGAAAAGAGGAGUAAAAUUGAUCUUAAGAAUCAAGUCAAAUUGAUUCGCAUAGUCUCGGGUGGUAUCGCCGUUCGCGAGAAGGUUUUUGACCGGGCGUGUAUGGGAGAGGUAACAGAUGCAGCCUUUGAUGAUCCUUGGGAGGAGGUAGCCCUUGAGCACCUUGAAGCAUCGUUGUAUUGUAAAUGA